GAAUGUGGAAAUUCCUAGUGGUCACUCCUCCCAAAAUUGUCCUCAUAAAUAGAGCUGACAGUGUCUCAUCACAAGACAGGGACAACAGCCAGGACCAAGGAAGGGACAAGAUGCUUUCACUCCUGAUUUUCGCUGUGGGCUUGCUUCAGAGUCAUGCAGUCUCCCUGGUAAACAGCACAGGCACAGUGAAUGAACAAGAAGUAUGCCAAUGUUCUGUCAUCCUUCCCGACAAUACAUUCCCAGCAGAUCGUCUGGAAGCUAUCGAGAUAUCCAACCAGAAACUGAGCAUCAGUGUCAACCAGGAGAUCACCAGGAUACAAAAUUAUCAAGCCACGUUGACUGAGUACAUACAUAAGCUGAAGAACCUGACUCGACGUGUGGAGAUCGUUGAGCUGGGUGGUAUCUCUUACACUGAACUGGACUUUGAGUUACUUAAACUGGAGAUCAGAGAAAUGGAGUCGUUGGUGAUCAGGCUCAAACAGUCCAUCAAUGGGUCUAGCACCUUGGUGGAAUCACUCUUUGUGGAGAUCCACAACAUCUCAGUUAUGGUGAACCAGCUGGAGUCAUACGACAAAAAUAAUGUUUUGGCGGUAAGGCGGGAAAUUGCUUUUCUGCGUAAGAAGCUAGAGGAGUGCGAGAAAAAUCCGGGUGCUCCUGCUCUAUCUCCACCAGUCAGUUUUGGCACCUGUAAUCAUGGUGGUCUUAAAAACAUCAGCAAGCCAUUUGUGGUGCAGUUGAACUGGCAAGGCUUCAACUACAAAUUUGGAGGUUGGGGAAAGGACUCCUUCGUAGGUGCUGAGCAGGAUACACAUUGGGUGGCCCCUCUAACCACAGACAGCCGUAUGAUGAAUAUGUUCCGAUAUUACCCCACUUAUGAUGACCUCUUGCUCUACAAGAAACCUACAGAUAAGGUCCUCACCAAGACUCUGGCCUACAACAAUAUCGACUAUUCUGCCUGUGGUCAAGGUGGUGGUAUGGUCUUGUUCAACAACUCCAUGUAUUACAACUGCUACAACACCAGGGACAUCUGCAAAUAUAAAGUAGACACUGGUGCUUUGGAGAGGAAGACACUCACAGAUGCCACCUUCAACAACCGCUUCUCCUACGCAUCAACUACCUGGCAAGACAUUGACCUCGCUAGCGAUGAAUAUAAUCUUUGGGUCAUCUACUCUACAGAGCAGAAUUCUGGAAAUAUGCUCAUCAGUAAGCUUAACUCAAACACUCUGACUGUGGAGAAAACUUGGUCUACUGACCAGUAUAAACCUGCUGUCACCAAUGCUUUCAUGGUUUGUGGUGUCCUGUAUGCAACUAGAACCCUUAAUACACGAAAGGAAGAAAUAUUCUAUAUGUAUGACACCAAUACAAAUAAAGAGGGGCAAGUCAGCAUUGUCCUUGACAAGAUGAUGGAAAAUGUACAGAGUGUGAGUUACAACCCCAACGAUCACAAGCUCUAUAUGUACAAUGAUGGGUAUUUGGUUAACUAUGAUCUUACCUUCAAGCCACAAGAAAAACCUACAUAACAUUUCCCAUGACUAAUUAAAAUGUAAUGCCUCGUACACACGAACAGGCUUUUGCC
Messenger RNA from Rana temporaria (common frog), 1576 nucleotides. RefSeq names its product olfactomedin-4-like. The transcript has 5 exons. Lineage: Eukaryota; Metazoa; Chordata; Amphibia; Anura; Ranidae. The coding region runs from base 3 to 1520 and encodes 505 amino acids. Gene Ontology annotation, biological process: signal transduction. The record is from RefSeq and is a predicted model, not a curated record.